Molecule: messenger RNA, 1929 nt
Organism: Rotaria sordida
Lineage: Eukaryota; Metazoa; Rotifera; Eurotatoria; Philodinida; Philodinidae
Source: the annotation of a GenBank genome assembly
UCUUUUUAUAUUUUCUAGAGCGGGUAAAGAUACACAACCGGUUGAAAUUAUUCCCGAUGAACCUGAACCAUUAUCAUUUGGUGGUCAAUUAUUAAUUACAGGUAUAUCAUUAACCUGUCAUUUAAUAACUGCUAAAAUAAAACAAUCAAAUUUAUUUCGUCUUAUUCAACUACCAUCUAUUACAAAUCUUUCUAUGCCAUUACCAAUUAUACCUAUUCUUCAAAGUGGACCAAUAUAUCCUGGUAAACAAUCAUUAAUUAAAUAUUUUAUGCUUAUACCAACACCUAAUAUAAUACAUAAUGAAGAGUGGAUACAUAAAGUACACAAUAUUAUACAAUUUUUACGUGAUUCAUUAACAAGUGCUAAAGGAGCGAUUCUUCAAUCAAGUUAUUCUACUGAUGAUGGAUGUCUUGUUUUUCCAAUGGAUAAACUUGAACAAGGUUUUGAUUUACUACAAAAUGCUAUUAAUAGUGUAUGUGGUACUGAUGAGCAUUGGUUUGAUUAUGCCAUACAAAUGGGACCAUAUGAUAUAUUUGAUUAUACACGUGGUAAAUAUGAAGUAACGUCUGGUGUAAUAAAAUCAUCUGAUGAAUUAGUUGAUGUUUAUGCUGAUUUAAUUAAUAGUUAUCCUCGUUGUAUUAUGUUAAUUGAUCCUUUUCGAUAUGCUGAUAAAUCAUCAUUAUCUCGUUUAUGUGAUCGAAUAUCAAAUAAAUGCUAUAUAACAUCAACGGAUAUACGUCGUUAUCAAAAUGAUAAUAAUGAUGAUAAUAAUACAAUUAAUUGUCAUUUAUUAUCCUUAGAUAGUGCACCAACAAUUACUGAAUUAAUACAAAGAAUAAAUACAUUUCGUGAACUUAAUGGAUAUGCUUUGGGAUUAUUUGAACGAGAUCAUCAAGAAGUAGCACAAAUUCAUUUAGCAGAUCUUACUGUUGGUCUCGGUUGUCGUUUUAUAAAACUUCCUGGUCUUCUUUCAUUAGGAGGUCAACAAACAUGUGUUAUACUUCAACGUCUUUCUAUAAUUCGUGAUGAAAUUGAAAUGAAUGAUAAUAAUCAACAAUUUGCACGACCUAAUCAACAUGACUUUAUUCAUAUUCGAUCACCAAUUGAUUUAAUGGAACAAGAUAGAAUUAUUUCAGUAACUCCUACAAAUGCCAAAACUAAGGACAAGAAAAAACGAUCUUAAUUAUAUUUAAUAAUUGUAAAGAAACAAUGAAAAAAAAAAUAUAUGAGGAGAAAAAAAAAAGGGAAAUUGAGCGUCAUAUGUGUGUGUGUAUGCAUUUUGUUAUCUUUAAGUAUAAAGAUUAAUAUGUGUGUGUGAAAUAUGAUAGCGGCUUGGUAAGAGUAACAAAAAAAAAAGUUGACUUUAGAUUUUUGUCGUUCGUGUUUUUUUCUCUAUUCAUUUGUUAGUCGCAUGAUAACGAACAAAUGACAACAACAGGUUUGUAUCUGUAAUAAUAUUUUAUUAGAUAUGUAAAUUUUUUUUAUGCUUACAUAGAAUGAAGAUUUUGUGUUUCGAUUUAUGAACAAUGUUUAUUUUUAUAUAAAGAAACGAAUGAUUAUAAUUCGAAUCCAAUUGAAAUCGAACGAAAUUUCAUAAAAAUAAAGGCAUAGAAUGUCAGAAUCAGUGUUGUCUAAUGCAGCUGUGAUUAUUAAUAAAGUUCUAAUUUCUGAGAUGAGCAAUCACUGAAUUUGAUUCAAUAUUGAUGGAGUAUCAAAAUUAUUCAAUAAGGUUUAUUUUUGAAGUUUUUUUUCCCAAACUGUCAACACUAGAAAGAAUCGAAAUAGUGUGAUUCGAAAACUCAUCAUUUUUCUAAUGCGAAAAUUUCUUUCGAUUGUUGGAUGGAGUCUAGAUUAUUAGUACAGAUAUAAUACAGAAGAAAUAUAUCAAAGAAACCUUUGAUUUUUUUAUGUUUUAGCUACAACCUCAGG